Messenger RNA from Eupeodes corollae, 2258 nucleotides. RefSeq names its product methenyltetrahydrofolate synthase domain-containing protein (gene lost). The transcript has 9 exons. Lineage: Eukaryota; Metazoa; Arthropoda; Insecta; Diptera; Syrphidae. Bases 340 to 1812 code for a protein of 490 amino acids. Gene Ontology annotation, cellular component: cytoplasm. The record is from RefSeq and is a predicted model, not a curated record.
AAAUAUAAUUGUAGUAGGCGAAGGCGAUCUGAUUUUUUUUAGGCGUGCAAAGUGCCAGUGAUUUUUGGAUUAAUUUAUAACUUUUAAUAAAGUAUUUCAGAAUAUAACAAUUGAUAUUCGUUAAAAUCAAGCGAAGUUCCAAACUUUCGCACAAUUCAUAACAAGCCGCAAACGAAAAAAGUUUUAAAUAGAAGGCGAAAAGGCGAAGUCAAAAAAAAAACCUCAGAGAAGAAGCUGAACGCGUUGCAUCAAGUGUGAGAGGAGCAUCGAAAAGUGAAAAAAGGCAGAAGAAAACGUGGUUUCUGGACGAGAAUAUAAAAUAAGGAGAACCCGUAUCAAAUGGAGGAACAAAAGCCCAUCCAAAACGACACCACUAGCCCCGUGCCAACCGAGGAAGUUACUUCAACGACGCCAGUAGUUGAAAUAACAAAGCGUUCCUUGCGUGUGCAGACAUGGAGGAAAAUCCAACAAAAUUCCGCUGGUGUCGUAUCCAAUGGAAUUUUCAACCGUAUUCCUGAUUUCAUCGACAAUGAUAAGGCAGCUGCUUUACUUGCCGAAACUGCUGAAUUUAAAAAAGCCAAUAAAAUAAAAGUAAACAUCGAUCGAGCAUUAGAUGCUGUGAAAUUGCAAGUGCUGGCUGCUGGCAAGGAGCUCUAUCUACCUGGUACUCGUGAGUCAAAUGCUCUUUAUCUCAAAGUUGAGUGUCCCGCUGAGGCAACUGAAGAAGAAAGAAAAGAAAUCAUUCAUGUUCAAGAUAUUCAAAAAUCUAGAACUGAAAUUUUACUUGAAAACAAAAUAAAAUUCGACUUGGUUGUUAUCGGAUCAUGUUUGGUAUCUCGCGAUGGAUAUCGUAUUGGUCGUGGCAAUGGAUUUGCUGACCUCGACAUUGGUUUGCUAAUUGAAAUAGGAUCAAUUACACCAGAAACUGUUAUUGCAACUUUUGUCCAUGACUUACAGGUCGUAGAUAAUCUACCAACAAAUCUUUUCCAAAAAUACGAUACUCCAGUUGAUUUAAUUGUUACACCAACAGAAGUAAUUCGAGUUGCUAAACCACUACCUCGUCCCCCAGGGCUAUUUUGGGAAAUUUUAUCUGAGCGUAGGCUUAAGAUAAUUCCAGUAUUGCAAGUACUCAAGGAAAAUGAGGAAAAAGCUGGAAAAAUUAUAACACUCAAGGAAGAAAAUACUGACGUUGAAAGCAGUGCUAACAAACGUUAUCAACGCAGACGCCGUCCAUAUCGACCAAGGCAACGCAGAAGUGAAACUCAAAGCGAGCGACCAAGAAGAAAGAGACAAUCAGGUGCCAGGAGACCUCGUUCAAGCAAGAAAAGCGAAGCAAGUGUAACCGAGGAUAACAACAAAGAAGAUGCUCCACAAAAACAAAACAAACGAGGUCAACAACAACCAGGUAAACGUCCCCAGAAACGUCGACCAAACAAACCGACCUCAUCCAAAGACCGUUUCUGCGUCAAGGUAACCAACAUCCCUAAAUACAUUCGAGUAAAGGACAUCAAGACCGAGCUUAGAAAACGUGAAAUCAACCCACUUUACAUCACAUGGAAGGGUCAACUUGGUAAGUGUUAUUUGCACUUCCCGAAACUUGAAGUUUCUACGGAACUAGACGAAGAUGUCAGCAGUGUGCUAAAAUCACUCUCUGAUCUUUCAAUUACUGCUGGCGAACAGAACGAAACAUGCGUCCUCACAACGGAAUUGAUGAAAUUCGAUGCCAAGGCCGAGCAAGCCAGGCAAGAUGAAGCGGUGCUGGAAUCACACUCUUCACAACGAAUUGAGUCAGUCGACACGACAACUGUAUAGUAUGAGCUGCGUGCUGUUCUUGAACGGCUGUACUUUUGGUUGGGACAUUUGGAGUCGUGCUUGAAACGAGAAGGAGUUGUUGCUUAGUGUCCUUACAAAAUACUAACGAGCAUUUUACAUGAAGUCAUACAUAUAUAUGAAUUAUAAUUUUUUUUUUAAAUGUCUCUCCAGUUCUCUUAAGUUUUUUUAUUUAAAUAAUUUUUUGUUAAUCAUUUGAAGAUUAAAUGCUUUUUUUUUGGGUAGCAUGUUGCCCGCUUAUCAUGCUAUAUAAUUUAAUAUAUUUUUUUUUAAAUCCUCAAUUAGCUCUGGAUGAUCCCUUUCCCAAGAUAUACAAUUGCAAUUUAUUUAGUUUUUCUUUUUUGAAAUAUUUACACACAUAUUGCAGCUAUAUAAAGUUUUCUUGUUAAAUAACUUUAUAAAGUUUAGCGUUAACAAACAAAACAAAA